UCGAGUGUCUUCAGUUAUCGAAUAUAUUAACACCAAUUAAUAAAUACAAUUAAUUCAAACGUAUGGCAAACGUAUGAGGACGCUAAGUGCAGAAACAGUAAUUUUGUAUUGGUAUCAACUCUGACUCCGGCCUCACAAGUGAAAAAAAGCAUUGUCGCAAGCCCAUGAGCCACAAGGGCAGCACGCACAUAGCCCACAGACGGGAUAUCGGAGACACCACGAAAGCACAUGUGCAGGAUGGAGAAGUACUUAGCUCGGAAACCAAUGAACACGAUGGAUUUCCACAGGAAGCUUAUAUUAAGACCGAGCCCUUAUGCGAAGAUCUGUCGGAAGUCCUGGACGAGCUGGGGGAAAUACUGGACGAGGAGCUGGCCGAUAUGUUGGAUAUGAGGCAGAGCAACAUUAUAUAUAGGGACCAGGGCGAGAUUAUGGAUAAGGAGGAGGCCGAGGUGGAUGAGGAAGAAGCGGGCACGCCACCGGCGCCCUCCAUCUCACUUACCGACGACGCCUCUUUAUUCACCAGGAGAUCAAGACCAUAUGCUGACGAUUCUCCCCUAAGCUUUAGUGGAUCUUUAUACGAGCCGGGAGGCUCAAGUGGGGAAGACCAGAAAGAACCAGUUCGUGGCAAUAAUUUACAUGAAAUUGCCUUAGUGCGGUUCCGAAACUGUCCAGAACAGAGCUUAAAACGCUGCAGUAUCGACGCUUUCGUCGAACGAAAGUUCCCCUCGGAGAAUAAGAUAAAUCGAAGAAGCACCCGCAGCACAUCCAAUGAAAAGAGUGCCACACAAAGACGAUCGGUUAGUCGCAGUCACAUCCCAAGGUGCAGAGGCAGAAGAAGGAGCCAGUCCAGGAGCCCAACAGAGCCAAAGCAAAGAUCGAGUCCGCCCACCCACAAAAGGCGAUCAAGUCCAUCUAGAGAACACAUUAGGUCUCGGAAGCGAUGCUACUCUAGGGACCGAAGAGAGCGGCGUAGCAGACUACCAUCUAGGCGCAAACUUAUCUCGAGGUCCCGGAGCCCAGAUCACAGAAGUCGUUCGCGAUAUCGUUCUCUAGGCAAAGGGUCAAGACAUGCGUCGCCCUGUGCUGGGAACCGUCACAGAUCCCUCAGAUCUCCAAGCGUUGAACGGAGGCUUGGGUCGCGGAAUUCGCCAGUACGCCGUUCUCGGUAUCGGUCAAGGAGCAACUCUAGGCUUAUCAAACAUGGGGUAGCACAUCGCAUAGAAAGUAGGGCUUACAGGGGGGAUCGUUCGAGGAGCAGGUGCCGGUCAGCAAGAAAACCCCUCCGAAAGUGUUCUAGAAGCAAAUCCAAAUCUGUAAGAAUCACACAGCAGGAGCUUUCAAGACGCGCAUCCAAGGCGCGAUCAAAGAGUAAACACAGGCCACUAAAGACCGUGGCUUGCCGACGUUCCAGAAGCCGAUCCAACAGCCCCCAUACUCGCCUUCGCAGAGUUUCAAAGAGUAGCUCCCAGCCCGCACACACCCAACAGCGGAAUACCACCUCGCCACCUUUGGCCGCAAUAUCGCCACGCCCCAUUUCUCCGAUAGUUACACUUCACGAUAAUCGAACUAGUCAUCCAAAGGAGAUGAUCCAGUACCUGCUUCCUACCCCAACUGUUCCUCAAAUUUUCUACAGGCAGACGAACUACACCCAUACGGAGUACAGUGCGCAUGCCGGCAACGUUACCGGAUUCUUCGGGCAGCCUUUUCCGGUGCUGGAGCCGUACGACGUGCGCCACCGCUUGUCCACCACGCGUUCACUCUAUUACGUAGGGCCCAACGAUCUGCGGCACCAUAUCCAGGGAAUAUACUCGCACCAACCCGCCUUUAAUGCCUACACCGAGUGGCCCACGGGGUUAACUGAGGAUAACCAUCCUAGUGGUUACUACUGAAAGGCUCCCUAUGGUUAAGAAUAAACAUCAUUACUUGCAAUACAUUUACAUCAUAGUUGGGUGUUCAUACUAAAGUCGGUCCAACGGCUCCUUCUUGUUUUCUCUCCUACCAAAAUUCAAAACGAAGCGGUCGACUUGUAAGAACAGUGGAUGAGCACGCUCUUGAUCUUCCUGACAAGCUAAUAGUACCUCAGCACUGUGCUGUGCACUGUUUGAAAUAUUUAAAUAAAACAUAUUGCUG
Molecule: messenger RNA, 2130 nt
Organism: Drosophila melanogaster (fruit fly)
Lineage: Eukaryota; Metazoa; Arthropoda; Insecta; Diptera; Drosophilidae
Exons: 2
Coding region: 165-1889 (574 amino acids)
Source: RefSeq, marked reviewed